GCCACUUCCGGACUUGAGGAUUCGAUGCCUAACAAAAAAUGGACAAAAGAUUACUUACAUAAAGCGGUUUGAGGUUAUUCCUGUCGGAACAAAACACGCCGUAAUAAUAGUUGAUGAAUUGAGUGGCGAGUGCGUUGAUGUCUGCCAUUUCGAGAUCAGAAAGUUAAAGAAAUUGGUAGAAAUGGAAUGA
Messenger RNA from Acaulospora morrowiae, 190 nucleotides. The record is from the annotation of a GenBank genome assembly. NCBI's taxonomy places the organism in Eukaryota, Fungi, Glomeromycota, Glomeromycetes, Diversisporales, Acaulosporaceae.